AAUGCCUGUAUGCAAAAAUGAAACCCGGGUUUCAGCCAUUUUCGUCCUACGUGUUGAAGAUGUUCUGCAUUCAUCAUGAUAUCAAUUGUACAAUUAAAACAAAAAUUGUAUCGAAAUGUUUGGACGAAGUGCUGGAUUUAAUGGCAGAGUACUGUGAAAAUGAUGAACUUCCAAAUGUGUUCAAUAAGAGGCUAACAUACCUGUAUAUCAGUGAUACAGAAUCUGAGUUCCGGAUAUGUAUGCUGGAUGGUUUAAGGAAGAUUAAAGAAUUGGCGGUUGCGAACCCUACUCAGGCUAAUUUUAGUAAGGUUAUUGCAGAUGUAGUAGAGCAGUCUUCAAGCACAGUUGAUCUUCUCCGGAAUAGAGUGUUAAAGGAAGAAGAUAGGCGAUUCAGAGCGGAACAGCGCCAGCGUACAGCGAAUGAACCGGCAACGUUUAAAGGGGAGAAGAGUUCCGGACGUCUUUGAAAGAAUUGAAAAAUCCAAUUUACGGCUCUGAGUGGAAUUCGUACAAUUGCAUAGAAGAAAAUGCUACCCAAAUGCUUUCUAUCGGCACAUUAAGUUAUGGAAUGCAGCCC
Messenger RNA from Dreissena polymorpha, 577 nucleotides. RefSeq lists its product as uncharacterized. Bases 18 to 467 code for a protein of 149 amino acids. Lineage: Eukaryota; Metazoa; Mollusca; Bivalvia; Myida; Dreissenidae. The record is from RefSeq and is a predicted model, not a curated record. The transcript has 3 exons.